UUUUUUUCCAAUAUUUGUUCAAGUCAGACAGAACCAGAAGCAAAACUAGAACACUAAAACUUAGAAUAGAAGCGGUGGAGAGAGGAAGAAGGAAAAUUAACUAUGGGGAUAUCGCCCUCGAAACGAGUCCAAAAUUCACUAUCAAACUCGCCCGAGUUCGACUCAGCCUGCGACUCGACCUUCUCCCACUGCCUUUCUCAGACGCAGCACGCAUACGACGGCGUUUUCCCCUACCAACUCUGCGCCGCCGCCGCCCACCUCCACCGCCUCCUCACCGCCGUCCGGCCCCAUCCUCUCAUACUCAAGUGGCUCCCGUCUCCCCCGACUCGCCUCCAGGUCGACUCGGCCCUCCGAGUCAUCAAGCGCGCCGACUCGGACCGCGACGACGAAACCCUAGGCCCGAUCCGCUUCAAGCGUUGGGCGAUCGAACUGUUUGCAGAGGCUGUGGCGGAGAACGUCGGAAGAGAGGUUCUGUUUCGAAUCCCGGUCGGAGCCGCCGGAAUCGCCGGACUCGGCGCCGUGACUCGGGCCGGGAAGAACCUGGUUGGGACUGUGGUUGCAGCGUACGCGUUUGGUGUUGCGGCUUCCGUAUACCUGAGCUUGUCUGAGUAGCCAACCAAUUAGUGGAUAAUUUAUGUAUAAGUUUUUUUCCCAUUUAAAUAAAAACUUAAAAACAAUUGUAAAAUUAUAAUCCACCAAUCAGGGUUCAAACUGUCAAUGUUGAUGAAAAUGUCGAGGUCCCGAUUUUACAGAUAUGUCCAUGAACA
Molecule: messenger RNA, 767 nt
Organism: Momordica charantia (bitter melon)
Lineage: Eukaryota; Viridiplantae; Streptophyta; Magnoliopsida; Cucurbitales; Cucurbitaceae
Source: RefSeq, a predicted model, not a curated record